Molecule: messenger RNA, 3602 nt
Organism: Perca flavescens (yellow perch)
Lineage: Eukaryota; Metazoa; Chordata; Actinopteri; Perciformes; Percidae
Gene: asap2a
Product: ArfGAP with SH3 domain, ankyrin repeat and PH domain 2a
Exons: 28
Coding region: 501-3443 (980 amino acids)
Biological process (GO): positive regulation of GTPase activity
Cellular component (GO): cytoplasm
Molecular function (GO): protein binding; GTPase activator activity
Source: RefSeq, a predicted model, not a curated record
UACCUUUGUCAAUUUCUUGCGCUCCCGUUGAAACGCCUGGUUGUUGUUUCCCCGGGAUAAGAGGAAGAAGUUGUUCAACACGCGCUGUCGGAGGUUUGGGAACAUCGAGAGAGGAUAACAGACGCUAAGCCGAGGAAGUUUCACUUUCUUCUGUGACCAGAGGACGAUCUGUGAAACUGAGAGUAUAGAGAGUAGUGGGCUGAAAGCCAGGGGGGGAUAUAACCUACCCAUCACCUUGUAGCACAGCGCGGUGUGCAAGCGGCAGCGGUGCAACUCCUCGAGCCAGCAGCGUGCAACACCGCUCCUCUGGAUUGUAUUGCAAACAAGGGAAUGACAUAAACAUACACAGAGAUGGUUUACUACCCGCGGGGACCUUCAGAGACCACAGAGACACUACUGCUGCUGCUAUUGCUGUGAACUUGUAUGUCCUAAACCGUACAGACCACAAGGGGGAUUACAAAAAGUGCUUAUUCUUCUUAUUACCAGCAAAGGGAUUAAUUAUGCCGGACCAAAUCACAGUUUCAGAGUUUGUGGCAGAGACGAAUGAAGAUUAUAAAUCGCCGACUGCCUCUAACUUCACCACCAGGAUGUCCCACUGCAGGAAUACAGUGGCUGCUCUGGAAGAGGCUCUGGAUGUGGACCGAAGUGUUCUGUACAAGAUGAAGAAGUCUGUGAAGGCCAUCUACACGUCUGGUCUGGCCCAUGUAGAAAACGAGGAGCAGUACACUCAGGCCCUGGAGAAGUUUGGAGAAAAUUGCGUGUACAGAGAUGAUCCUGAUCUGGGUUCAGCUUUCCUCAAAUUCUCCGUCUUCACCAAGGAGCUCACUGCGCUUUUCAAAAAUCUGUUCCAAAACAUGAACAACAUCAUCACAUUUCCUCUGGACAGCCUGCUGAAAGGAGACCUGAAAGGAGUCAAAGGGGAUCUCAAAAAGCCUUUUGACAAAGCUUGGAAAGACUACGAAACAAAAGUCACCAAGAUAGAGAAGGAGAAGAAGGAGCAUGCGAGGCAGCACGGGAUGAUAAGGACUGAAAUCAGUGGGGCAGAAAUCGCUGAGGAGAUGGAGAAGGAGAGGAGAUUCUUCCAGCUACAGAUGUGUGAGUAUCUCCUUAAAGUCAAUGAGAUCAAAAUCAAGAAAGGGGUGGACCUGCUGCAGAACCUCAUCAAGUACUUCCACGCACAGUGCAAUUUCUUUCAGGAUGGUCUGAAAGCUGUGGACAACCUGAAACCAUCCAUGGAAAAACUGGCAACAGAUCUGCACACGAUUAAGCAGGUGCAGGAUGAGGAGAGGAAACAGCUGACUCAGUUACGAGAGGUUCUCAAGUCGGCGCUACAGGUGGAGCAGAAAGAGGAUUCACAGGUGCGGCAGAGCACCACCUACAGCCUGCACCAGCCGCAGGGUAACAAGGAGCACGGCACAGAGCGCAGCGGGUACCUUUACAAGAAAAGUGACGGGUUGAGAAAAGUGUGGCAGAAGAGAAAGUGCACAGCGAAGAACGGAUACCUCACCAUCUCACACGGCACAGCUAACCGGCCGCCGGCUAAACUCAACCUGCUCACCUGCCAGGUGAAACACAAUCCUGAAGAGAAGAGAAGCUUCGACCUCAUAUCCCACGACAGAACGUAUCACUUUCAAGCAGAGGACGACCAGGACUGUCAGAUCUGGAUUUCGGUGCUACAGAACAGUAAGGAGGAGGCAUUGAAUCAGGCCUUCAAAGGGGACCAGCAUGUCGGCGAGAACAACAUUGUGCAGGAGCUGACCAAGGCAAUCCUGGGAGAGGUCAAGAGGAUGACGGGAAAUGACGUGUGCUGUGACUGCGGAGCGCCCAACCCGACGUGGCUGUCCACCAACCUGGGCAUCCUCACCUGUAUUGAAUGUUCUGGGAUCCACAGGGAGCUUGGAGUCCACUACUCCAGGAUCCAGUCCCUCACUCUGGACGUGCUCAGCACCUCAGAGCUCUUGCUGGCCAAGAAUGUGGGGAAUGCAGGCUUUAAUGAAAUCAUGGAGGCUUGUUUAAGUGCUGAAAAUGUGGUGAAACCCAACCCAGCCAGUGACAUGCAGGCGAGGAAAGACUUCAUCACAGCCAAAUACACAGAGAAACGUUUUGCUAGGAAGAAGUGUCCUGAUGCGACGUCGCGGCUCCACACGUUGUGUGAUGCAGUAAAGGCCCGGGACAUCUUCUCGCUCAUCCAGGUCUACGCUGAGGGAGUUGACCUCAUGGAGCCUAUACCUCUGGCCAACGGACACGAACAAGGGGAGACAGCCCUUCAUCUCGCAGUCAGAUUGGUGGAUAGAACAUCUCUUCACAUCGUCGACUUCCUCACACAGAACAGUUUGAAUUUGGAUAAGCAGACGGCCAAAGGCAGCACAGCGCUGCACUACUGCUGCCUGACCGACAACAGUGAGUGUCUGAAACUGUUGCUGCGGGGGAAGGCCUCCAUAGAGAUCGCUAAUGAGGCCGGGGAGACACCGCUGGAUAUCGCCCGGAGGCUCAAACACCUACAGUGCGAAGAGCUGUUGAACCAAGCGCUGGCAGGGAAAUUCAACGCCCACGUCCAUGUAGAAUAUGAAUGGUGCCUGCAGCAUGAAGACUUGGAUGAAAGUGACGAAGAUCUGGAUGAGAAGCCCAGCCCUCACCGCAGAGACGAGCGUCCGGUCAGCUGUUACACCCCGAGCAGUAACUCCCACAUCCAGGCCAGUCUGGGCUCCGCGGGCCGCGACGCCAUCGGCCUCGCCAAGGACAAGCAGCGUGCCUACAUGCCCAACCUGGUCAACAACGAGACCUAUGGCACCAUCCUCAACACCAACUCGCCUCAGUCUGCCACCACCUCUGCUCCGCCCCUGCCCCCGAGAAACCUGGUCCAGUUAUCCGGUCUUGCAGGGAUUGGUCAGUCUUCCGCAUCCAGCAGCUGGAAGCCUGGUUCUUUAGACCUGGGUGGCCGACAGAGGUCGUCCUCAGACCCCCCCAACAUGCACCCUCCUGUUCCCCCCAUAAGACUCACUUCAACCGGAGGUCUUGGUCCUCCUGUGGCAAAGAUGGAGGCCAUGAGCAUACAGUCCAAGUCGAGCCAGGGACCACCGGGGUCCAGAGCAGUGCCACCUAAAUCCCCUGCAGGCAACGAUAAAAGCUUCAACAGACCUCUAAAUCGAACUACAUCUAUUGAAAGACCCGCUAAGGAAGUGCCAGGAUGCCCCCAGAACAUGGGUCAGUCUCUGCCUCCAGCCCCCACGCCGAGGAAGGCCUACCCAAAGCAGAGGCCGAAGCGAGUGAAAGCCAUCUACAACUGUGUAGCCGACAACCCAGACGAGCUGACCUUCUCUGAGGGCGAGGUGAUCGUGGUGGAUGGAGAGGAGGACCAGGAGUGGUGGCUGGGCCACAUUGAAGGCGAACCGAUAAGAAGAGGAGCCUUCCCGGUGACAUUUGUACACUUCAUUGCUGACUGAAACAUUCCUCUCUGGGUCUCAGGAAGUGUCGCGGGAUGCAGCGCCCCUCCUUCACUCAUCUGUCCAGCCAGCUAGCAAAAACAUCCACCAUCGUCCCAGUAUUUGUUGUCGACAUCUUCAUCAUCUGUGAGCUUCUUAAGAGUGUCACUGCUGGAUAAC